Schistocerca serialis cubense is the source of this 1276-nucleotide messenger RNA. Its product is annotated as prolactin-releasing peptide receptor-like. Gene Ontology annotation, cellular component: plasma membrane; neuron projection. The record is from RefSeq and is a predicted model, not a curated record. Gene Ontology annotation, molecular function: neuropeptide Y receptor activity; neuropeptide binding. Gene Ontology annotation, biological process: G protein-coupled receptor signaling pathway. The coding region runs from base 254 to 1276 and encodes 340 amino acids. The transcript has 2 exons. Lineage: Eukaryota; Metazoa; Arthropoda; Insecta; Orthoptera; Acrididae.
AAUCUCCUCUUGCUUUCUAAACUUUCAUAAAAUCAAAUGUCUUACUGAGGAAAUGACCUAUGAAAGGCAAGGAUGUCACACGUGUUUAAGACGGUGCAGGUCUUUAUAAUACGUCCUGUACCAAUAAAACGACUUGGCUAAUGCUCUAACAGAGAUAAUCAUGGCGACGUAAACAUGCCAAUUUCUAGAACCUAUUCGUCUGCUCUUGGUAGUAGGCGUUGAUAGGACAGGAGGCACCAAUUUCAGGUAGACUAUGAACCUCUCCAACCUCACAUCUGCUUCAGAAGUUGCCAGGUAUAAUUUGACUGAGUACAACAUCUUUAACGACAUUAUCCAGAACCAGGUAGUGCAAGCCCUCUUCUGCAUGAUAUACACCUGUAUUUUUGUGCUCGGCGUGUUCGGAAACGUGCUCGUGUGCUAUGUAGUGGGCCGCAACCGUGCCAUGCAGACGGUGACGAACCUGUUCAUCAGCAACCUGGCCCUGUCGGACAUCCUGCUGUGCAUCCUCUGCGUGCCCUUCACCCCUCUCUACACCUUCCUGGGCUCGUGGAUAUUCGGCAGUACUUUGUGCCACGUGGUGGCCUUCGCGCAGGGCACCAGCGUGUACAUAUCGACACUGACUCUCACGUCCAUAGCGGUGGACCGCUUCUUCGUCAUCGUCUACCCGUUCAAACCGCGCAUGAAGCUGGCGACGUGCACCAUCAUCAUAUCCUGCAUAUGGCUCUUCUCCGUGAUGGUUACUCUCCCGUACGGCGUAUACACCGUGCUGCGCGCUGACAGGAGAGCGUUCUACUGCGAGGAGCACUGGCCAUCGGAGAGGGUGCGGCAGGUGUACGGCGGUCUCACGGCGACGCUGCAGUUCGUCCUGCCCUUCUUCAUCGUCACCUUUUGCUACGUGAACGUCUCGCUGAAGCUGAACGAUCGCGCCAGGGCCAAACCGGGCAGCAAGAACUCGAGGCGGGAGGAGGCGGAUAGGGACCGCAAGAGGCGCACCAACCGAAUGCUCAUCGCCAUGGUGACCAUCUUCGGCGUCUCCUGGAUGCCGCUCACCAUCGUCAACCUGACCAACGACCUGUACAUGUCGACGGGCCGCUGGGAGUACUUCAACCUGAGCUUCUUCGUGGUGCACGCGCUCGCCAUGAGCUCCACCUGCUACAACCCGUUCCUGUACGCCUGGCUGAACGAGAACUUCCGCAAGGAGUUCAAGCAGGGUGCCAAAGCAUCUCGUAUGGGCUCAUUUCUUCACACAUCCAUUGCAGUCGUACAUCAUAUAUAG